AUGGCAACUUUAUCUUCACUCAUCAUUCUCCUACUACUUUCCUUCUCCAUCUUCCCAUUCAUCAUCCAUGGCACCAAUGAGAAGGAGAAGCAAACCCACCUGAUCCACAAGACCUGCAAAAUCAGCGCCAAGACCGACCCCAACAUCAACUACGCCUUCUGCACCUCCGCCCUGCAGGCGAAGCCGGCGAAGCAAUGCGCCACGCUGCGCCGCAUCGGGACCACGUGCAUCAAGCUCGUCAUGACCAACGUGACGGACACGCGCCACCACAUCCAGGGUUUGGUGAAAGGCGGGAAAGUGAAGCACGAUUUGAGGAAAUGUAUUGAUCACUGCUACGAGAUGUACACGGACGCCGCCCCUGACGUGGGAGGCGCGUUGAGCGCUUACAGGGAUAAGAAAUAUGGCGACGCCAACAUUAAGCUCUCCGCCGUCAUGGACGCGGCGGCGGACUGCGAGGAUUUGUUCGGCCGCAGCCGCCGCCACGGCGGCGGCUGCGGCGGUGUGUCGCCGUUGUCGGAGAGGAAUAACGCUACUUUCCAGUUGUCGGCUAUGGCGCUGUCUGUUAUGCAUCUGAUUAAGGAAGGGAAAGCGCAUUGA
Messenger RNA from Ipomoea triloba (trilobed morning glory), 597 nucleotides. RefSeq names its product putative invertase inhibitor. Bases 1 to 597 code for a protein of 198 amino acids. The record is from RefSeq and is a predicted model, not a curated record. Lineage: Eukaryota; Viridiplantae; Streptophyta; Magnoliopsida; Solanales; Convolvulaceae. Gene Ontology annotation, molecular function: enzyme inhibitor activity. The transcript has a single exon.